CCAUUUCUUAAUAGUAUUUUAGGAACUCUUCAUUUUUUUGUGUAUACAGAGUGGCUUCCUUGUAUCUGGCUCAAUGCAUCAAUCUCAAAGUUGUUUCAUUUUCUUCCAUGGCGCGUCUUAUGUUUCUUUACGCAUUUCCUGUUGUGCUCGGCACAUUUAAGAAGGACAUAAAGACUCGUUUUGGUUCUGACUGUACGUGGGACGUAGUAAAGCACCCAGCACGUCGACUAGUUUUAGAAACCUGUGUGAGCCGUUGUGUGUGGGUGGUCUCUUGUGUACGACGUCCAACCACACCUGCAGAUAGUUUAAGAGGAAGAUUUCUUCCUACUGCCUUUGAUAUGGAAAAUUCAGCACUAUUGCCGAGCGAAGUUGGUUUGAGCGAGGAAGAGAAUGUAGAAGCUCUAGCGGAAAGAGAGAAACAAGGAAUUAUUUCCCCACCGUUUGGUAGAGAAGGUUUGAAGCCGCCAAGUCGUAUUUUCUGGAACCGUCACUCUCAAGCAGCGAAACUUCGAUGGGAGAACGAUGAAAAUUUUCGAAGAAGAAAGAGGUUAUGGCUGAAGAGUGGAGCUGAAACGCGAAAGUUGAGACAAGCUUCGAAGAUAAAACCGGAACCGCAGAGGAAGAGAGACUACAUCUUCAGUGAGGAGGGAAGAGCUAGAAAGCGCGAAAAACUACAGAAGAGACACCGUAAUUUUGUUGAGUGGAUGCAAGAACGUUUGGAUUCUGGUGAAGAGUUGAGAAGAAGAAUCUAUGACGAUGAAUAUAAAAAGAUAUUGCAAAAGGAGCGUUCUAGGAUAGCAAGAGAGAGACACAGAAAAAGACUGGAAAAAUUGUCAAAGAGCGAUGAAGAGAUGGAAUAAGAAUUGUUCUUAUUGAAUAGAUUGAAUCGUUAGAACUUAGUUUCGAUUCUUUUAUCGCACUCCAUUCAGUUUGGUUUAUGGCAAGUGAUAACUAGUUUUCAAGUUGUUAGUAUUUGGCUCACAACAUUUGAAACA
Molecule: messenger RNA, 995 nt
Organism: Galdieria sulphuraria
Lineage: Eukaryota; Rhodophyta; Bangiophyceae; Galdieriales; Galdieriaceae
Exons: 1
Coding region: 120-860 (246 amino acids)
Source: RefSeq, a predicted model, not a curated record